AUGGUUUCCGUUCGUUCUUUCGUCUUGGCCUUCUCAGCUAUCGCCCCGUGCCUUGCUGCCCCUGCCAUCGGGCCGGUUGAGCUGUUGCCUCCUCAUGUGGAGCGCCGCGGCCCAUCCGACUUCUUCUUAGGACCUGACCACCCUCUCAUGCUCGCACGCCGCAAUGAAUCCCUUGAGAGACGUGGCAUGACCCUGGAGGAGCGCACCAACUACGUUCAGAACUACCAGACCGGCGGCACCGUCAACUUUACUCCCUCGGGCAAUAGCUUCACCCUCAACUUUGACACCACCGACGACUUCGUUGUUGGCGUUGGCUGGAAUCCCGGUUCCACUGCCCCUAUCACCCACUCGGGCUCAUUCGCCGUCACCAAGGGACUUGCCACCCUUUCCGUCUACGGCUGGACUACCAACCCCCUUGUCGAAUACUACGUCAUUGAGGACUCUGCCGGCUUCUCGCAGACCGGAACGCAGAAGGGCACCGUGAGCAGCGACGGUGGCUCAUACACCAUUUGGGAGAACGUCCGCACCAACGCCCCUUCUAUUCAAGGCACCCAGACCUUCAAUCAGUACAUCUCGGUCCGCAACGGCGGCCUCUCCAGCGGCACCGUCUCUAUUGCCAACCACUUCAAUGCCUGGAAGAGCCACGGCAUGAACCUUGGCACGCUGAAUUUCCAGGUCAUCGCCGUUGAGACUUGGAACGGUGCUGGUUCGGCCAAGCAAACCGUCACCAACUAG
Molecule: messenger RNA, 735 nt
Organism: Colletotrichum chrysophilum
Lineage: Eukaryota; Fungi; Ascomycota; Sordariomycetes; Glomerellales; Glomerellaceae
Exons: 1
Coding region: 1-735 (244 amino acids)
Biological process (GO): xylan catabolic process
Molecular function (GO): hydrolase activity, hydrolyzing O-glycosyl compounds
Source: RefSeq, a predicted model, not a curated record